Microcebus murinus (gray mouse lemur) is the source of this 1955-nucleotide messenger RNA. RefSeq names its product BPI fold containing family B member 1 (gene BPIFB1). The record is from RefSeq and is a predicted model, not a curated record. Gene Ontology annotation, biological process: negative regulation of toll-like receptor 4 signaling pathway; innate immune response in mucosa. Lineage: Eukaryota; Metazoa; Chordata; Mammalia; Primates; Cheirogaleidae. Gene Ontology annotation, cellular component: extracellular exosome. Gene Ontology annotation, molecular function: lipid binding.
AUGGCCGGCCCAGGGGUCUUCACUCUCCUCUGUGGUUUACUGGCAGCCACCUUGGUGCGAGCCACCCUCAAGCCCCCUGUGGUUCUCAACCUCCGCGCAGAAGUCAUCAGAGAAAAGCUGACGCAGGCGCUGGAGGCCCACGGCGCCACCGCCGUCCUGCAGCAGCUGCCGCUGCACAGCGCCGUGCGGGAGAAGCCGGCCGGCGUGCUGAGCAGCCUCGUGGACACUGUCCUGAGAAACAUCGUCUGGCUGAAGGUCACCUCAGCUAGCAUCCUCCAGCUGCAGGUGCACACCUCGGCCAACGCCCAGGAGCUAGUCGUCAAGAUCCCCAUGGACAUGGUGGCUGGAUUCAACACGCCGCUGGUCAAGACCAUCGUGCAGCUGCACCUGGAGAGCGAGGCCCAGGCCACCGUCCAGCUGCAGACAGGUGCCAGCGGCCCCACCCGCCUCGUCCUCCGCGACUGCGCCACCAGCCCGGGCAGCCUGCGCAUCAGCCUGCUGCACAAGGUAUCCUUCCUGGUCAACCCCUUAGCGAACAUGGUCAUGAAGCUCCUGGUGCCAGCCCUGCCCAAACUGGUGAAAAGCCAGCUGUGUCCCGUGAUCGAGCUGGCCUUCAAUGACAUGUACGCAGAGCUCCUGGAGAUUAUUAGGGUGCCUGUUUCCCUCGGCCCUGAACGCCUGGAGUUUGACGUUCUGUCUCCUGCCAUCCAGGACAAUGCCGUCCAGUUCAACCUGGGGGCCAGGCUGUUGGACUCAGAGGGAAAGGUGACCAAGUGGUUCAACAACUCUGCGGCUUCCCUGACGAUGCCCAGCCCAAACAGCGCCCCAUUCAGCCUCGUUGUGAGGCAGGACGUUGUGAACGCUGCAGUGGCCGCCUUGCUCCCUACAGAAGAACUCGUGAUCCUGUUGGACUACGUGCUUCCUGAACUGGCCCGGGAGCUGAAGUCGAGCAUCCGGGUGAUCAAUGAAAAGGCUGCAGAUCAGCUGGGGCCCACCCAGAUUGUGAAGAUCGUAACUCAGGAUACCCCCGAGCUCCUGCUGAGCCAUUGCAGUGCCAAGGUGGCCCAACAGAUUGUGCUGGACUUGUUCCCCACCAGUGAAGCCUACCGCCCCUUCUUCACCUUGGGCAUCGAAGCCAGUUCAGAAGCUCAGUUUUACGCCGAAGGUGACCGACUUAUGCUCAACCUGAAUGAACUCAGGUCCGAGCGGAUCCAUCUGAUGAAUUGGGAUAUUAACCGGUUCGAACCUGAAGUUCUGAAAAAUAUCACCACCGACAUCCUCAUCUCCGUCUUGCUGCCAAACGAGAAUGGCAAGCUGAGACCCGGGAUCCCAGUGCGGAUGGUGAAGGCCUUGGGAUUUGAGGCCGCGGCAUGCUCCCUGACCAAGGAUGCCCUCGUGAUCACCCCAGCCUCCUCGUAGCAGCCCGGCUGUCUCUCCCCGUGCAGAUGGGUCGCUGGCCAUGCGGGCAGGCAGGGCCCAGCUGGGAGUGUGGGCGCCAGCUCUGUAGACCGUCCCUCUCUGCAAUCAAUAAACACUUGCUGUGACCCCUGCAGUUGGAGUGUCUUUGUCCCCGCACAGGGGUCACUUUGUCCCUGGCCGUCUUGGGGACUGGACAUCGGGUCAUGCUCAGGCACAGCGGAGCCAACCUGGGCAAUGUCUGAGCCGUGUCUGGGCCACAGCAGACCACGUGAGGAUGACGUCCACGGUGCUGCUCCCCCAGCUUCAGGAAGAAGAAAGCCAGUUCUUCCUCCUGCCUUCCGUGUUGGGCGGCCUCAAGACCAUCUCUGGUGGGGUGGCCUUUUGGGUGGGCACGUACGUUUUGCUAGUCUCGGCAGUGUGGUGGGCAGAGGGCUCUCUGAACAACAUGGCUCCGCAGGCAGAGGAAGGAGGCUUCGAGUUCGGGCCUGGCCCCUCAGUGCUUCUUUGAUCCUGGGAUAUGGCUUCCCCUCUGCGGG